UGUUCUUAAUCUAUGCGGUUCUUGCUCUUUUGAGUUUUCUUUUUCUAUGAACAUUGGAUACAGAAACAACAACAGAAAAAAGGAAAACUCAUCGGGAAAACGAAUUCUAUACCGAUAUUGUGUACAACAACAUAGAAAUAAAACGAUUUUCAAUAAAUGUUAACUAAAAGGAUUAGUCUACUAAAGACAAUUGAGUGAAAAUUAAAGAUGUUCGACAUUUUGAAAAUGCAUAAUACGAUAUGGACUUGUGUUGUGAUUUUAAGCAAUUUAUUAUUGUUGGCUAACUGUGAUAUUGAGUACAAUACCAUUAAUGAGGAUGGUUCAUAUCAAUUUCGUCACACCAACGAUGACAUUGGAGGCUACUACCAUACGGCCAGUGGUACUCCAGACAACGUUGUCCGAGGUCGUUAUGGUUCGCGUAAUCCAGCCACUGGGCAAGUGGAGGAGACCGUUUAUACCGCGGGACCACGUGGAUUUCGAGUGAAUGGGCCACAGAUACAUCGCAAAAUGGGUUUGGCACAAUAUCCUCCCGGUCCUAUUGGUUCUCCAGAUGAUCCUUUAGCCGAUCCAUUUGAUGAUCCCUCGUACAGCUUCAGUUUUCGAACACCGGAUCAAUCGCGCUCUGAAGACAAUGAUGCCACGGGACGAGUGAGAGGACUCUAUUCAUUUCUUGAUGAUGAGGGAGAACGUCACAGUGUCCGUUAUGCUGCUGGUGCGGGAACAGGUUUUGAGGUGUCCAAUGCUGUGCCAGACAAUCCAGCCAGUGUUGGUUACACAAGUCCUUUGUACAAGGCACCACCCGGAACGAGAGGGAAAAUGUCCGUACAAAGGGGUCCUGAUGGAACAUAUAAGUUAAUUGCUGCCGGCCCAGAUCAUAGACGUGCCGAAAGUAGGACACCAGAUGGAGUGGUUAGAGGCACCUAUUCCUUUCUCGAUGACAAGGGUAUUCAAAGAACUGUGGAAUAUAUUGCCGGAGCGGGAAUUGGUUAUAGGGUGGUGAAGAAUCGCAUUGGACCCACCUCACAUAUCAAUCCUUCUGUAUCAGAUUUUCGUCUAAGCGACACAAGUUUCAGGUUGGCCAAUGAUUUUGGUACUGGGGCUGGGGGAGGUGGUGGAGGAGGAGGCGGCAGUGGUGGUAGUUCGGGAUCUGGUGGUGGUCGUGUAAGAGGUGGAAAUAACCGUGUCAGGGGCGGAGGAGGAGGCGGAGGUGGAGAUGACGAUAGUGAAAUGGAAUAUGUCUCGUCGGAUAGCCGCCCAAUUACAACCUCUUCCUCGGAUGCGGAUAAUGACGACAAUGAAAUAAGCCUUGGAGAUGAUGGCGAUUUUGAUGAGGAUAGUGUUAAAAAUGAUCGCUCAAAUCCGAAAACCAAAACAGAUCGUAUGGGUACCAUCAAUCGUGGUAGGGGAGGCACAAGAAAUCGUGGAAACACAAAUAUACGUGAAGAUGAUCUACUCGAUCGAGAGCCAAUGUCAGAACGAGAUUCCCCUAAAAUUCCCUCGAGACCGGGAAAUAGAGGUCCCGGCAAUCGUAAUAGUCUGAACAAUGAGGCAAGAGAAAGUAAUCGCCGAAAUCGCCCUCCCUCCAGAAAUGGUGGAGGUGCUAGUGGUGGAAGAGGUGGAGUGGGAGGAGGAGGAGGUGGAAGCAUUUCUUCGACAAGCAGCAACGGUUAUGAAUAUAAUCCUCCAUCCAAAGGAUCCUCCUCGCGCAAUAACUAUAACCCCAACGACGAUGAUAUUGGCACAGCCCUGCCACCUCUCAUCACUGCCAAUCGUAAAAUUUUGGAAAUCGAUAGAGAUCGUGAAUGGGUGGAGCAUCAUCGUGAUUCAACUGUCAUUAAAAAUGUUGGAAAAUGGUAUAUUGGCUUGCCACCGGGCCAGAGUGUUCGGGCCCAUGUUCAAAAUAUUGACAUAUUACCAUUGGGUGGUCGUCGGGUGCCCUCGCCAUCGGAAGCCUUGCGCCAGGAUGAAUUGGCCGAUAUGACAGCCUCGUAUGAGCAUUAUGACAGAUCUCCCUAUAGCAGUUAGUUUUUAAGACAUACAUACACACAUAAAUAUACUUAUUUAUGCCGUUAGGUUAAGCGAAGAUGGUGUGCGCAUCAAUGCUAGCUUUAGUUUUAUAAGUUGAGACAAUCACACAUACAUGCAUACAUUUAAGUGAACAAAUGUAAUUUUUUUUGGUAUUCUUUUCCCCCAAUUG
Molecule: messenger RNA, 2197 nt
Organism: Musca domestica (house fly)
Lineage: Eukaryota; Metazoa; Arthropoda; Insecta; Diptera; Muscidae
Gene: Cpr73D
Product: dermokine
Exons: 4
Coding region: 208-2025 (605 amino acids)
Cellular component (GO): chitin-based extracellular matrix
Molecular function (GO): structural constituent of chitin-based larval cuticle
Source: RefSeq, a predicted model, not a curated record